Molecule: messenger RNA, 1681 nt
Organism: Amoebophrya sp. A120
Lineage: Eukaryota; Dinophyceae; Syndiniales; Amoebophryaceae
Source: the annotation of a GenBank genome assembly
AUGCCGAGGCUGCCAUCGACCAUCCCUGCGUUUUGUACAAGGGCACCCUCCUCAGUCCCCCACGGCCCGCGCCUGUGGUGCGUUACGUCCUCGCCUAAAGCGCAGCUCACCGCCGUGCUGGUGUUCCUCUCAACGUUUUUCCUGUCCGCGGUCGGUUCGGAAUUUUCGGACACACACAAUGAGGAGGUCGCUGUCGACCCGUCCGCUUCGAUCAAAACGGAGCAGCGCAUCGUGUUUGCGAGCAGUACUUUUACUUACGUCUCAAAAUACCUAUUUCAUCUAGGAUCUGAUUCGUAUGCAAACAUGUUUCAUGCAUGACAAGGAUAUCAUAAUCAAACAUAACCUUACAGCGGCCGACGGGUUGCGAGAGCAGGUCGAGGCUUUGCUCCACGAAAACAGGCUGCUCACCGCAAAACUCCGGAAUCAUGAGCAGACCUACCGACUACAAAAAGCUGGGGCGAACGAUAAGAAAAAAGAACCGGCUCUUGCGUCUGUGACCGCCAGUACUUCUUCCGCUCCUACAUCCUUCAUUGAGUACAUGGUCACGACUUCGAGCGGCAAUACUACCCAACCAGCGGUGGAAGAAUACCAAAACCAAGGAACGGGUUCAUCCGCGAGUCCAGCUUUUUCGGCUGCGCAAAAAACUACGAAUGGGAGAGAAGAUGAAGAGGAAGAAGCGACUGAGGUGAGCAACCUCCUGGAUUUAUUGGUGCGCAACGAACAGAUCCGGGUUGCGGCCGAGCUGCGGCUGGAGGAAGCGGCGUCUAAAAGAAAACUCGCGGAACACCGCGAGCGGGUGGCGCAGCGGGAACUGGACAACGUCGACCAGGUGAGCAAGGGCGUGGUGGACAUGCUGAUGCAGCAACUGAAGAAGACGACGAGCUUGUUCUUUUCCUGGCUGGAGGAAGCCGGAAACGAUUUCGUCGACACGUUGAUUACCCACAUGAUCCAAGAGUUCAACCUGCGGGACAAGAACGGAGAUUUGGUCCUGGACAAGGGCGAAUGCCCGAAGCCGCCGGAUGGCGCCGACCUGAAUGAGGAUGACAAACUCACCCCGGUGGAAGCGCUGGCGUAUUUGCUCCAAAACAUUACGCAGGACGCGGGGAAUGUGGUCCCGGGGGAGGCGACGACAAAGGACAAGGCGCAGUCGGGCCAGGGCAGUCUGUUGGAACUGGCCCAACAUCAGAGUAGUUGGCGGACGUUUUGGUCUGAUUGUUGGAGGAACAGCAUGUGCGGCGUCGAUGAGGCUGAGGCUUCCUUCGAAGAGGCUGGGGCUUCCUCCGAAACUGGCGAGACUGAGUCUUCCGUGGGAGAUGUGCGGCGUCGAGAGUCUUUCUCCGAUCUUUGCGGGAUGUGCGGUUGUCCCGAGCGUCCCGACCGCAAAACCGAGAUGGAAGAGCUGGAAGAAUGGGACCGGCGAAGAUACCGUCCGCCACCAUAUGGAUAUGAACCCUUUCCCCUUGACCCUAUGGAUGCUGGAGCGCGGUCAAUGAGAAUGAAUUGAAACGGAGUGCGAAAAAACUGCAGCACCCUCAUGUUUUAUCCAUCAUGAUUCGCGAGCAAAGAAUUCUACUUACUUGUACCGGAGCGACUGUACUUGUCUUUUCCGAAUAGAUCAAAGACACUUGUUUUCUGCUGAAUGACAGGGAGCAAAGAAAGGUUUGAUCCGGGAUGCUCGGAC